AUGAUCUCCUUUCUCGUUCUCAUCUUUUUGUGUCUCUUUCUUUCUUCGCCCCUUUUCCUUCUUCCUCUUUUUCUUUCGUUUCAUUCAUUUUCUUCUUCUUCUUCUUCUUCUUCUUCUUCUUCUUCUUCUUCUUCUUCUUCUUCUUCUUCAUUACUUCUUUUUUACUUUUCUUUUCUUCCCCCUUGUCUCUUCUUAUUUCUCUCUUUCUCGUUCACCGUUUUCUUUCUUUUUCGCCGUUUUCUUCUUCUUUAUUCUUCUAAAUCCUUUCGUUUAUCUUUUACUUCUUUUUUGUCGGUUUUACUCUUCCGUUUUAAACUUUCUUUCUUUCUUUAUUUCUUACUUUCAUUCAUUCUUUCUUUCUUUUAUUUUUUUCAUUCUUAUUUAAUUCUUUCUUUAUUUUAUUCUUUGUUUGUUUGCUUCUUUCUUUCUUUCUUUCAUUCUUUCUUUCUUUCAUUUUUUAUUGUUUGUUUCUUUCAUUCUUUCUCUCUUUUUCAUUUUUCUUUCAUUCUUUCUUACUUUCUUUUAUUCUUUCUUUCAUUCUUUCUUUGUUUUAUUCUUUCUUUCGUUUUUCUUUUUACUUUCUUUCUUUCUUUCUUUUAUUCUUUCUUUCUUUUUACUUUUAUUCUUUCUUUCCUUAUUUCUUCCAUUCUUUUUCUUUCAUUGUUUCUUUCUUUCUUUCUUUUUAUCAUUUUCUUUCUUUCAUUCUUUUAUUUUUAUUUCCUUCUUUCUUUCAUUUUUUCUUUCAUUCUUUCUUUCUUUCAUAUUUUAUUAUUUCUUUCUUUCAUUCUUUCUCUCUUUUUCAUUUUUCUUUUAUUUUUUCUUCCUUUGUUUUAUUCUUUCUUUCAUUUUUCUUUCUUACUUUCAUUCUUUCUUUCAUUCUUUCUUCCAUUCUUUCUUUCUUUUUUCUUUUAUUCUUUCUUUCUUCCAUUCUCUUUCUGCCUUUCUUUCUUUUCUGCCUUUCUUUCUUUUAUCCUUUUUUCUUUCAUUCUUUCAUUGUUUCUUUCUUUUUAUCAUUUUUCUUUCUUUCUUUAUUUCUUUUAUUCUUUCUUUCUUUCAUUUUCUUUCUUUCUUUCUUUCUUUCUUUCUUUCUUUCUUGUUUUCUUUUAUUCUUUCUUUCCUUCCUCCUUUCUUUCUUUCUUUUUUUCUAUUACUUUAUCUUCAUCUAUGGACUGA
Molecule: messenger RNA, 1173 nt
Organism: Acanthosepion pharaonis
Lineage: Eukaryota; Metazoa; Mollusca; Cephalopoda; Sepiida; Sepiidae
Source: the annotation of a GenBank genome assembly